AUGGCUACAUAUCGUCCCGCUAUAAUGUCGGCCUCGCUCGGCCGAGCUUGGCUACACAAUUUUAGCGACAAGAUUCAGCAAGCUUCGUCUCAGGGCUUCCAAGGUAUUGAAAUCUUCUACGAGGAUCUCGAAUACGAGGCAAAGAGGUUACAUGAUGUCGAAACGCCCAGUGACGAUCAGAUACUGUCGGCAGCAUCAAGUAUUCGACAGCUUCUCGAUGGCUUGAACAUGACAGUCAUUGGCCUACAACCCUUCUUAUUCUACGAGGGUCUAAAGGAUCGUGAGCAGCACGCUCGUCUGAUCCAGAAGAUUAAGUUAUGGUUCAAGAUUGUUGAGCGACUGGGAACCAACACAAUCCAGAUCCCUGCCAACUUUCUUCCUGCCGACCAGUUGACUGGGGACAUGGAUGUCAUCGUCGGCGAUCUAGUCGAGCUGGCCGAUCUCGGACAGCAGCAAAAUCCUCCGGUUCGCUUCGCAUAUGAAGCUCUAUGCUGGAGCACCCAUGUCGAUACUUGGGAGAAGUCUUGGGAGGUAGCUCAAAAGGUCAACAGGCCCAACUUUGGUCUAUGUCUAGACACAUUCAAUAUCGCUGGUCGUGUCUGGGGUGAUCCUGCGUCUCCAACGGGAAAGACCCCGAACGCAGACCAAGACUUGAAAGAAUCUCUGGAAAGGCUUGUUCGAGACGUCACCUUGGAUAAGGUCUUCUAUAUCCAGGUUGUCGAUGCCGAGAGAAUGGAGACACCUUUGGUUGAGGGCCAUCCAUUCCACAUUGAUGGAAACCCCGCUAGAAUGAACUGGUCAAGGAAUGCCAGAGCCUUUAUGUACGAGGAAGACCGCGGCGCCUAUCUACCUGUAGAGAAGAUUGCCAAGGUGCUAAUUGAGGAUAUGGGAUACAAGGGCUAUAUCUCCAUGGAGCUCUUCUCGAGAACAAUGUCCGAAGAAGGGAAGGAUGUGCCGCAACAGCACGCUGAGAGAGGUAUCAAGGCUUGGAACAAGCUUGUUGAGCGACUCGGAUUGAACUAG
Fusarium coffeatum is the source of this 1023-nucleotide messenger RNA. RefSeq lists its product as uncharacterized. The record is from RefSeq and is a predicted model, not a curated record. The coding region runs from base 1 to 1023 and encodes 340 amino acids. The transcript has a single exon. Lineage: Eukaryota; Fungi; Ascomycota; Sordariomycetes; Hypocreales; Nectriaceae.